CAAUGUACAAUUCAACAAUAACCGAAUACGAGGACAAUAAAAAUCGAAAGUCAGUGCAACUGGAAACGAAAAAUGGCAGGAAUUUGAUUCUCAAUCAACCACCGAAGCACAUGCCGGCAGAGCAGCCAUUAAUUUGGUGUAAUAUAAUUGUCAUCGCCGCUCUCCACAUCGCCGCGAUCUACUUGUUUGCUACGCGAUAUCGUGAAGCAAAAUUUUGGACCUGGAUGUGGUGUAUCUUACAUUUAUAUACAACUGGUUUUGGCAUAACUGCUGGUCUUCAUCGUCUUUGGGCACAUAGGAGCUAUAAAGCCAAAUUGCCACUCAGAAUACUACUUAUUUAUUUAUACUGUAUGGCUGGCCAGACUCAACCGUCUAAAUGGCUUCGUGUUCAUCGAACACAUCACGUGUACACAGAUACGUGUGCGGAUCCGCAUAACGCUAAUCGCGGCUUUUUUUUCUCGCACAUCGGUUGGUUAAUGAUGAAGCAUCAUCCGGCAGUUAAAGAGUACGGCAAAAAUGUGGAUAUGAGCGAUAUCGCUGCUGAUCCUGUAAUACGCUUUGUUGACAAGUAUUACAUUCUAAUUAUGGUGCCUUUGUGCUUUGUCCUGCCGGCUGUAGUACCGGUUUACGUAUGGAAUGAAACCUGGGACAUAAGCAUAAGCAGCGUGGUUAUCCGCUACGUGUGGUCGCUGCAUUCAACUUUCUCUGUCAACAGCUUCGCUCACUUGUGGGGCAAUCGACCUUACAACAAAACUCUUAAGUCAACGGAGAAUCCUGUGGUGUCGUUCUUUGCUUUGGGCGAGGGUUGGCACAAUUACCAUCAUUGCUUCCCGUGGGAUUAUAAGGCCGCGGAGCUUGGCUUCUACCGUCUCAAUUUGACUACCGCUUUUAUAGAUUUUAUGGCUUGGUUGGGAUGGGCGUAUGAUUUGAAGACACCAAACGCCAAGCUCGUCGAUAGAUUUCGUGCGAAUAAAGGUGACGGUACGACAGGUCUCUCGAGAGAAUAGAUAUUCCCGAGAUAUCAGGUGUUGUUCAAUAACAAAAAAAGGAGAAAAGAAAAUAAAGAGAACGAGAGAGUGCAUAUACCAAACAUUGUUGUUUUAGUUACGUUUCUUUAUAAAGCUAACAAAAUGUAGUUUUUCAAUUUAUUACAAUAAUGAUCUAGCUAAUUGUUUUCUUUUUAAAACUUAAUAUAAUAAAUAUAAUUUUAAUAAUUGUUCACUUUUUAUUAGAGCGAAUAUAAUUAUAUUUCGAUAUAUUCUAAAACCUCUGCAUUUCACGGGUUCAGUACGACAGCGUUACGUGUGGUAAAUGCACGUGUGUAAAUAAAUGCAUUUUAUCAUGUCGUAUUUGAUAGAAUAUUCUGCAUUUAUUCACACACAAGUUAUUUCGAAUAUAUUGCUGUAUGUCAACGUAACGGAUUCCAUAGAAUGCGGAUUUUAUUUCGAGAUGUGUGUUAUCUAAGUGUGAUAUUUUAUGUAUAAUCUUUUGACAGAAAUUCAAAAAACACUGUUAUUAUUUAAUAAGAUAUAUUAACAAUUUGUGGUAGAUAUAUACGUACAUA
Wasmannia auropunctata (little fire ant) is the source of this 1564-nucleotide messenger RNA. RefSeq names its product acyl-CoA Delta(11) desaturase-like. Gene Ontology annotation, molecular function: stearoyl-CoA 9-desaturase activity; iron ion binding. Bases 3 to 1007 code for a protein of 334 amino acids. NCBI's taxonomy places the organism in Eukaryota, Metazoa, Arthropoda, Insecta, Hymenoptera, Formicidae. The record is from RefSeq and is a predicted model, not a curated record. Gene Ontology annotation, cellular component: endoplasmic reticulum membrane. The transcript has 5 exons. Gene Ontology annotation, biological process: unsaturated fatty acid biosynthetic process.